This is a messenger RNA of Patella vulgata (common limpet), 2296 nucleotides long. RefSeq lists its product as uncharacterized. The transcript is spliced from 5 exons. Lineage: Eukaryota; Metazoa; Mollusca; Gastropoda; Patellidae. The coding region runs from base 77 to 1174 and encodes 365 amino acids. The record is from RefSeq and is a predicted model, not a curated record.
UUGAUCAGCUUGUUCUCGUCACUCAAAUCUCUACUGUUCCACAUUUCCAUACAAGAACCUUUGUGUUACAUAAACUAUGAAAUUGAAGAAGGAUGCCAAACACAGACUUGUGUUUAUCGCCUGUGUCUGUCUGGUUAUUAUUAUGACUAUGCCGACAAGAUUUCACAUUCCAAGUUUCAUUCAUGUCAAUAUAAAAUCAUCACGUGACGUUAAAGAAGAAGGUCGAGUGUACGGCCUUGAUACAAAUUGUAAGGCUUAUUUCAAUGCCACCAAGCUCAGUAACAUGAAGCGUCUGUUGGGGAUGAAGACUACCCCGGAAGUAGAAGAGUAUCUUUUCCGUUUUGGUUUCCCGAGUAGGACUACAACAUCCGGUGACGUCUAUAUACCCGAUUUACCAGACCCCACGAUACCCAUUCCUGAUACUCCCGCGAUUGUAUUUGGUAUCUCUUCUAAUCAUUUUGAUGAAGCGAAGGCCUCGCUGUAUUCGCUGGACACUAUUUUAAGGCCAGCUUAUCCUGACAUCAAAGUUAUUAUAUAUGAUAUAGGAUUAAACGAAACAGAACGACAAGCCGUGAGAAGGUAUGGCAAAUGUGAAUUAAGAACUUUUGAGUUUGACAAAUAUCCUGAACAUAUAAAAGUUCUACAUCUUUGUGCCUGGAAACCAAUUAUAAUACAGGAAGUCCUGAACCAAUAUGGUUUCGUCAUGUACAUGGAUGCUUCGGGUCGAAUUAGAAGUUCAAGAUUUACACCAACAUUUAAUUUUGUGAAGGAAACUGGUGUCAUUUUCCGCUCAGUAGAACAUCUACCAUUUUUUCUAGUUAAUCACACAUUUCCUAAAACAUUUGAAUAUUUUCAAGAGAAACCAUGUUUGUUUCAUAAAAUAAAAGAAGCAGGCGCGACAUUUGGUUUGGUUGUGAAAAACAACCUGUAUUCCUACGCCAUCAUGAGAUCCUGGUUAACAUGCGCUCUUCAGAGAUAUUGUAUUAUGCCUGAAGGGACUGAGCAAAGACUUAGAUGUCCAUUCGAUGUAUUUAAAUACCAUAAAUGCCAUCGUGAAGAUCAGUCAGCUUUGGGUAUUGCCAUAAGCAUGAUUUAUCAUUACCCAGAACCACAACCUUAUCUUGCAGAGGAAAUAUAUUAUAUAAACAGGGAUAAAAAAUCGGACUAUUUUUAAGCUAAAGAAAAACUGGUCAAUUUAAAUCACAAUGGACACUGACUCUGUUGCUCGCCAUUUCUACCAGUUAUACGAUAAAAGUAGUAUUAUGGCAAUUGUACCUGGCUAAAAUUUAUUUAAUUUUUUUAAUUGUUAUGUCGUCAAUGCGUUCCUAACUUCCAAUACAUAGUAUGGAUCAAGGCUCGUCCAGUCGACCGCCAUGUUCGCGAAUUGCUAUUAAAAUAUAAUUUUGGAGAUUAAAUUUUGAAUCUGGCAAUUUCACAAAAAAAUGUCUUAGCUUUGUUUAUUGACAAUAUUGUGCAUGUCGUCCAUCCGUUCCGUUCCAAGGGUUGUAAUAAACUAAUUAAGGACAAUUCGUCCCCCAACAAUUUUUACCAAGACAAUUCGUUGACAGACAACUCGUCCCAAAAGACAGUUCGUCCAAGAUCUAUUAGUCCCCUGGGACUAUUCGUCCCCGGAGAACUAGCUUCUAUUGUCAGUUCGUCGCAGACAAUUCGUCCCAUGACUCUUCAUCCCUAAGACCAAUUAGUCCCCGGACAACAAUAAUGGUAGUUCCAUGUAGACUAGACAUCAAUUAGUUAUAACAUGGACUUUAUAAUACAUAAGGUCCAUGGUCAUAACAUCUUCAACCACUUCACAAUUAAUGAAUGUGUUUGCAUUGCAGACAUGGCAAUAAUUGUCUUUAAAUUUAAUAAACAAAAUUUAGACCUUUCUCUAGUUAGCAAUUAAGAAAAUAGCUUCCUAUACAUGCCAGCUCACAGUCACAGCAGUCUAGACAUGGGUUCAACAGAAUGCAGCCCCCAUCCCCACCUCCACUCGCACCGAAGGGUUUCAAAAUUGGCAGAAAAUAGCAGUUUCAGACAGGAAGAGGGAUUUGGCCAUCAUAUUGUUUUUUUUAACGAUCUGGGGAUGAAUAGCCCUAGGGGACAAAUAGACAAUGUGGACGAAUAGACCUAAAGGACGAAGUAUCCCGUACCCAUAAUUAAGACAUAAACGAUUUAAUUAUUUAUCUUUAAAUAAAAAUCCACGGCUAAUUAAUUAGUAAAUUUUGAGAACUCUUGCAAUUACUAAAAAAUUUGAAAUCCUUGAAAAUAUUUUCAAAAUAGCUAUAAUAUGUAAACA